Molecule: messenger RNA, 789 nt
Organism: Drosophila takahashii
Lineage: Eukaryota; Metazoa; Arthropoda; Insecta; Diptera; Drosophilidae
Product: period circadian protein
Biological process (GO): anaphase-promoting complex-dependent catabolic process
Cellular component (GO): anaphase-promoting complex
Source: RefSeq, a predicted model, not a curated record
AGAGCAAAUGUAACAUAUGUAAGCUCUCUUCGAAUAACUGUUUUCUGAUCCACGCUUAAAAUUGUUUCCAAAUAAAGAUGCUAAAACGCGAUCUACAGAAGAUUACGCUAAAGCUGUCCGAUCUGAAGGACUACGAGUUUGCCCGGGAGCAGAACAAAGCCAAGAAGGCACAGCGAUCCAGGUUGUCCCAGGAUGCCCUAGCCGGAGAUGAUGCCUCCACUUCGGGGACAACGGCCAGUUGCAGUUCCAAUACGGGCACGGCAACGGAAACUGCAUCGGGAUCGGGUUCAGGAUCGGGUUCGGGAUCGGGAUCGGGAUCAACAUCUGGAUCGUACAUAACGGGAUUGGGACUGGGCUACCGAUCGGAUACACCCUCCUCGGCAUCGUAUACCAAUACCACGUCGACGACCCCAACUCCGGCCACCCAGGAGGAGAUACUGAGACCCUCGUCCGCCGUCACGGCCACCACCACCACGGGCACCACCAAUUCCGGGUCCACGGAUGACGUGAGCGUGGCGGCCGUGGUGGAUGAUACGGAUACCAUUGACGAGAUCAGCGACGACAACUGGGUGGAUCUGAAUGCGGACACCAACGAUACCGUCGAUACCCACGAGGUGGAGGAGGAGGAGGAGGACGGGGCCAGGGGAGGCAUCUAGGAAUCGCCAGGAAUUCCGGAAAUCCAUUAUGCAAACAUAAAGCAGCUGCAACUGAAGCACCCCUUAUCAUUCCAUUUAUCUACUUAUUUUCUAUUAUAAUAAUAACCUAUUGCAUGCUCCAUUUGCUUACGUA